Phragmites australis (common reed) is the source of this 2278-nucleotide messenger RNA. Its product is annotated as protein SPOROCYTELESS. The record is from RefSeq and is a predicted model, not a curated record. Lineage: Eukaryota; Viridiplantae; Streptophyta; Magnoliopsida; Poales; Poaceae. Gene Ontology annotation, molecular function: DNA-binding transcription factor activity. Bases 833 to 1900 code for a protein of 355 amino acids. The transcript has 5 exons.
AGAGAAUGCAACGCGUGUGAUUCGUGAGAAUAGGGAGCAAAGUGGAGCGAGGAUUAGGGCGGCGGAUUAGCAGAGCCGGGCGAGGGCGAGCGAGCGAGAGAGAGAGUGUGUGUGCAUUCGAUCCACGCACACUGCCCCUAGCUAGCUCUUCCUCUCUAGAUCUCCCGCUCCCGAGUCUCCCGGGCCUGGCACCGCUCACCACCACACCACUCGCACGCACACUCUUCUCGGCUCCCGCGCACCUAUAUAUACCCCCGCUCAUGCACUCCCCAGAGUCACAGGUUCUCGAUUUGGUAGCCUGCAAGAACCGUGCUGCGCCCGCAUUGAUUCCUCGCUCCUACCUAACUCGUGGCACCUGCAGGGAAUCGCCAUCUCUUGGUCCUUUGCGAGAUCGGUGGUCGUCGAAUUGCGUCUUCCUGCAACGCGCAUGUGCUCUUCUGCUGGGUUUGUUGCUCCCCGUCUUUGAGCAGUUGUUGGACUCUGUUUCUGUUCUUGUUUUCAUAUCUCCUUCGAUGCAUUUCUCCUUCUUGAUCUCUUAGAGGUAUCUCGUCUGUCCAUACCAGCCGCAAGUUAGUCUUGCCAUCAGUAUCUUGAUGCUGAAUUCUGCUUGUCCCUACCCCAUUUCUUUGAUUUGAUCACACAUAGACAUCGAAGAAUAGAUCACGCAUCGGUCAUCUUUGAUCCUUGUCAUGUCGUUCGUUUCUUCACUCUCUUAGUUCAUGACACAGGAAACACCACACGUAUCGGGCUCCAUUUGUUGAAUUCAUUUCUCAUUCCGUGACGGACAUCGUCACCAAAGAACCUUCAUUUUCGGUCGAUUUGAUGCAAAGAAAUGGUGCAAGAACAGAGCAGCAGCCAUCACCAGCAGCUGCCUAAGUACGGCAGCGGCACCGGCGCGGCCACCGGCGUGGCUCGAGCGUCGAAGAAGAACAAGCCCAAGAAGAUCCCGCAGAGAGGCCUCGGCGUGGCGCAACUGGAGAAGCUCCGGAUCGAGGAGCAGAAGAAGAUGGAGGGAGCCGCCGUGUCGGGGACCGCGCAUGCGGCGCACUCGCACGCCCUCAGCGGCGGCGGCCUUGGCCACCUCCUCCCGCUGCGCCCUCCGCCACCGCCGGUCCCGCUGAGCGCACUGCCGAUUCCGGCCGCAGACGGCGGCGUGCACUGCGGCUUCCUGCCGGUGCUCUGGGACCCGGCGGACCCCAUGAAACACCCGCACAAGAGAAGCCUGUGUCAGCAGCAUCCACUUCCAGUGGUGAGCACGGGCUUGUCUCUGACGGCAUCGUCGAGCCACCCAAAGGAGCCCCCUUCAAACCAAAUGUACAGCAGCAGCGGUAGCAGGAGUAGCGCGGCAACGCCGGCGCCGGCUCCGGCCGAGGAGGACAGGGAGGCGGCCAGCGUGGAUAGGACUUGGCCCUUCAUGUUUGAGGGCAUGACGACGGCCGCCUUCCGGACGACGGGCAAAGGCACUCCGGCGGAGCCUAUCGCCGCCAGAGCGAUGAGAGAGGCCGGGUUUGCUGAUGUUUGUCCUGACCAGAGUAGGUUUGAGUUCAGAGCAACGAAUUAUUUCAGCACGAAAGCAAAUUAUUCAGACUGGGCAUCAGACUUUGCUCACUACAAGAACAGUAAGGAGAGUGGCUGUGCCGGAGAACCUGCCCUCCUCGCCUUGAGCGCACAGCGUGCACCCCUCAUCAAGCAACCUCACGUGAUCCCAUCACUUCACCUUCCGGAGUACAACGACUUCAGCCUCAUGCGGUCUCAGCAGGGGAGCAUUUCAGCGUCUUCGUCGCGGCCAUUCUACAGCUUCCUGCCGGCCGGUCCAGUUCGCUGCGAGGGACCCCUGAGCGAGUGCAAGGCCGACGUGUCUGACGGCGUCGAUCUGGAACUGAAGCUGUGGAAGAGCUGAUCACUGGGCUCCUCCGUCUGCUCUCCUUCCUGAUAAACAUGACACUAAAUCUGAAAUGGGAAACAGUACCUGUUGUCGAAUGUUCAGUUUGUAACCUGUGGCAUUCACGAUGUAUCAAGAGUUGCAUUCUGAAGAUGUUUUCACUUCCAAUAAACAUCUGCUGAUGGUUACCUUAGCCACCCUACUCGUUUCGAUUUCAAGCAGAGUAAAUCUUGUGUAUGAUCGUAGCAAGAAGCAUUUAUACAUGGUCCAGAUAAGCUUGUGCCAAAUGUAGUAGAGACUCAACAGAAAGGUAUCAGAUGGGAUAGAUAGGGUAGUGUUGAACCGGCAGCGGUUUCAAUAAGGAAAAGAGAGCAUGUGCAGGAUGGGGUCUGUUCU